GCGAGAUGUGACUUCAGGAAAUACUACUCGUCAAUUCCUGGAGUCAACGUUGUCCAAUUUAGUCUCCCAGCUGGGUACACGUCCAGCACAGCCGACUGAAGCUCCUCCUGUGGCUUCAAAUGGGUUGUUGUUUACCUGGGGUGGCAGAUUGUCCAAGCUACCCAUGGGCUUUGAGUUUCCUGCAGUCGACGCUGCCAUGGCGUGGCGACUGUGGUGGCUAGGGAAUGACAGGAGUGGCCACCCUCCAUACAGAUUCAUCGUACCCCUUGAUUUGGAAUCGACCAAGCAACGCAAAGUCCUUUCAGACUGGAAGUUCAUGAUGGGCAAGUUCACCGGCGUUUGCCAGGAUGCCGGCAUGUCCAUGCCCAUCCAUCCUACUGAGGACGACGUGUCGAGGUUGUUCGUACCGAUUGCUGUGUACAUCCGUACUGUAUGCGAUGCAGCGCCACGAAAGAGGACUCGACGUGUCACGCAGUUGCGCCUAGUAUCGCUCAUCAGGACUCUGCGGAAUGCGUCGGUGGCGCAGCAGUAACUUCAGGAAUGGACG
Aphanomyces astaci is the source of this 547-nucleotide messenger RNA. RefSeq lists its product as hypothetical. NCBI's taxonomy places the organism in Eukaryota, Oomycota, Saprolegniomycetes, Saprolegniales, Verrucalvaceae. The annotation marks the transcript as partial. The transcript has a single exon. The record is from RefSeq and is a predicted model, not a curated record.